This is a messenger RNA of Cottoperca gobio, 961 nucleotides long. Its product is annotated as neurocan core protein-like. Bases 1 to 867 code for a protein of 288 amino acids. Lineage: Eukaryota; Metazoa; Chordata; Actinopteri; Perciformes; Bovichtidae. The transcript is spliced from 7 exons. The record is from RefSeq and is a predicted model, not a curated record.
AUGGACACUGGAGCCCCACUUCCGGACUGCUGGCCUUCAGCAGCCGAGGCUUUUUCCCUCAGACGAGGCCAGCGCGGGCUCUCAAGGAUCAGCCGUGGGAUCGAUUUCCAGAUCCGACACGGAGAGAAAGGAGCUCAGUUCAACGGUCACAUGGGGCUACUGACCGCCGUGUCCCUCUCUACGCCCGGGGUAUUUGCACCGCCGUGCCUCCACGGAGGGCUCUGCAUUUGCCCAGACGUCAUCUCUACGAGGGUCCUCUAUGACGAUUCCCGGUGUCCUCUCACGAGGGUUAUUCUGAACGCCGCCCCUUGUAAUCUCUACGAGGCGGCCUACUGCACGCGUUGUCCUUCGCGGUGUUACUGCCGCUGUUGUCCGGAUACGAGUGGUCCUAUUGCACGCUUCGCCUUUCCUGCUGUUCCAGAGGAAACACCUGAAAAUGGGCAAAUAGUGAAGAGUCACCUGGUGAAGCGGUCCACAUUGGGCUCCGGACGCUGGACUGAGUUCAACAGACGCUACUUCUACUACGUCCCACAGCUUCUGUCCUGGACUCAAGCCGAGAGAAACUGCCAAUCGCUGGGGGGGAACCUGGCGUCUGUGCACAGCGUGACGGAGUACCACACGCUCCAGAUUCUGGUGCUGAGAGCCACCCACAAGCAAGAAGCGACAUGGAUCGGAGGCUCUGAUGGAGAACAAGAGAAACACUGGUUCUGGUCCGACGGGACGUCUUUCCAGUACACCAACUGGUGCGCUAGAGAGCCCAACAACGCCGGAGGCAGGCAGGACUGUAUACAAAUGAACUAUUCAGUUAAGAAGUGCUGGGACGACCAGAAGUGCACAUCCAGACUGCCCUCCAUCUGUGCCAAGUGAAGAUGAUUUCUGAGCCAGAGGCAGGAAGUCCCCGUGAAUUAAAAGCAUGCUUUCAGAGACACCUGUCUCUCCACCAUCUUUACCUUUCUUUGUA